UUAGUGCCGCUCUGCUUUAGCCAAGUGUGCGAGAGCGAUAGAAGAUGACGGCUUGGAGGGUUUUCAACCCAAAUUCUCUAAAAACGCAGAUCGAGCAGCCAGAAUGAGCAUUAUAAUUCGUCUGCAAAAUCUGCCAUGGGCGGCGAACGCUCUGGAUAUCAGACAGUUCUUCAGCGGCCUCCAAAUUCCAGAGGGCGGCGUGCACAUUGUGGGCGGCGAAUUGGGCGAUGCUUUCAUUGCAUUCAGUACCGACGAGGAUGCGCGUCAGGCGUUUCUGCGCAACAACAUGAAAAUCAAGGGUAUUCAGAUCCAGCUGAUGCUGAGCAGCCGGACGGAAAUGCAGCGCGUUAUCGAGCAGGCGCGCAACCAGAGCAUGGCCGCCUUUAUGUUACCGACCCCCUCUACCACGCAACCGCUGGCGACGCCACUUCCGGCUGCCGUUCCCUUGGUGCCUGCCGCUGUUCCUGAAAUCCAGAAGGACAGCGACCGGAAGCGGGAUAGGCGCCGGUCGCGCAGCAAAUCUAGAGAUCGGAGGGACAGAUCGCGUGACCGGCGUGACCGCCGACAUCGCAGCCGGUCCAAAAGUCGCGAUCGGAAAGACAGGAGGCGUGGCCGCGAUAGGAGUAGAAGCAGAAACCGAAGCCGAGAUAAGGAUGGGCGGAGGACAGAUCGGGCCAGGAGUAAGGAAAUGGAGUCCAGCCAGCGAAAGUUGCUGCCAGAAAUCUGGUCCAAUCAAUUGGUGCCCAGUUUGAACAUAAUUCCGCCGCCCGCCUUGGGAGGCGGCGAUAUGCUCAGCGCCGCCCCCUGGGGCCUGAAGACCAACUUGGUGGCAAACUUGGCCAAUCUGCAAGGGGCGGGGUUCGGUCUUGCCAGCUUGCAGGCCAACGCGAUGGACAGUUGGCCCGUUAAUCCGCCCUCAUUCGACAGCUUGAUGGCGAAAACCCACCAGGCCUCACGCGACUUGAACCUUUCAAUGCUCACACCUAUGGAGGCGAUUGAUUUCCGCAACAAGAGCCGCGCCUCUAUGGACAAACGCGGCAACGGCCGCAGAAGCCGCUUUGAGGACGUGGAUGUUCCAGUGGAUGCCUGCGUAUCUCUGGAGCCUUUCUACGGCUCCUACGGUGACCUGCGGCGCUUUUUCUCUGGUUUAAGCAUCAACUAUCGCGGCAUCAAGAUAAUCAACGAUGAGUUUGGCCGCAAGACCGGCGUGUCUUUUGUUCAGUUCCGCGACAUGCUGAACAAGAACAAGGCGCUGACCAUGAAUGGAACCAAGUUGAACGAGGCGGAACUGAAGAUCAAGCACAUCUCGGAUCAGGUGUUUGAGGAGGCGAUCGAUCGCUACAACCCGCGCAUCGACGACGUCAAUCCACCGGAGGACCACUUGAAUCGGCUGCGCAAUACCAAGCUUUUCCUAUCCAACGAGGCGCUGAUCAAAGACUUCACCUGCCUAAAAGUCGAAGACCUGCCAACGUUUGUUAAGGACCAGGAUAUUUUGCACAUUUUUUCGCAGCAUCCGCUCAUUUCUCUACACUUGAACUUCAAGCCGAAGGGCGGCAACGUGGCCUACGUGAAGUUCAGCAGUAAGGAGGUGGCAAAGCUGGCGCUGGAAGAAACCUCUCAUCACGUCAUCCAAGGCAAGGCGGUUACGGUGAAAGCGUGUACAGAUGAGGAGUUUCUCGAGGCCAACCCUCAAACGUCUCUCUUUGAGGAAGGCAGCUUGAAAAACCCCGGGGCUUGUGACUCGCCCGUCCAAAUGCAGCCCGCUGCAGGCACAGACUGUCUAAGCAUGUCGCAUCUGCCCUCCAAGACAACGGACCGCGACAUUUCCGACUUUUUUAGCGACAUCGGGAUCAUUCCGACGAAAAUCCACCUGGUCAGCAACAACGCAGGCUUCACAGGGCUGGCCUACUGCGAAUUCGAGACAGCCGAAGACGCCAGCAAGGGCGUGGCCAAAGACAAAGUGACAUUGGGUGCCAACGUGGUGUCAGUAACGCCCAUCGCACGCAGCGAUAUGGAGAAGAUUCUUGGCAGCUCGCUGCCCCACCCGGGAAUGGGGCCGGGCCAGACGCUGGCGCCCGGCACGCCCCUGCCUCCCAUUACAAAGCGCGAGCCGGAGCAGGCCAAAGACGGUUCGCGGCAGGAUAACAGCGAUUUAGAGGAGGUGGAAAAUCAGCGUGAGGUCGGGCUGAGCAAUCGCUUUGAAGCCCCACCCGAUAGAGCCGAAAAAAGCCACGCAUCCUUCGAUGACGAGAUGUACUUUGAGGCGCCUAGGAAUGCCUUUAAUGGGCGCAGAGGUGGAUUCUUUAACAAUCGGGGGAGUUUUAAUGGGCGGGGUGCUUUCGGUUCUCCGCGGGGGGGCUUUAGAGGAAGACCCGGUGGUCCCGGCUAUCCGCCCCGCGGUAACUAUGGUGCGCCGAGAGCCGCUUCUCGAUUCCCGCCGCGGCGACCGGAAACACCUGACCCCGAAGACAUCCCCGGAUGUACAGUCUUCCUGGAUAAUGUACCGUACAAGGCGGGCACCAAUGAGAUUCUCGACUUCUUCGAAGGCUACAAUUCGACGGAUAACGUGAGCAGGCGCUACAAUCCCGACAACACCCCGAGUGCCGAGGCGAAAGUCAGCUUCUUUAAUCCGGACGACGCGCAGAGGGCUGUAGAGGAACUGAAUGGGAAGAUGAUCUGGGGCAGGUCGAUUUACCUGUCGCAGCAGUAGGCACAGGUCAGAAAAAUAGUCAUAAAUCUACCAAAGUAAGGACUGUAAUUAUUCUGUAAAUUUGCCCGGGCUGUAAAUAGUUAAUUGGGUGAUACAAUGGAUUCGUAAGGCAAUCGAUAGUUGUUAGUGUUAUUUUGAUACAAUAUAUUUUGCUGUACA
Dendroctonus ponderosae (mountain pine beetle) is the source of this 2869-nucleotide messenger RNA. RefSeq names its product epithelial splicing regulatory protein 2. Gene Ontology annotation, cellular component: ribonucleoprotein complex; nucleoplasm. The coding region runs from base 104 to 2710 and encodes 868 amino acids. Gene Ontology annotation, molecular function: RNA binding. Lineage: Eukaryota; Metazoa; Arthropoda; Insecta; Coleoptera; Curculionidae. The record is from RefSeq and is a predicted model, not a curated record. Gene Ontology annotation, biological process: regulation of RNA splicing. The transcript has 6 exons.